AUGUCGCAGCCGCCCGGCAUCGCAUCCAAAGCAGCCGCCUCAUCGUCGAAAGCGCCCCCUCCCUCCGGACAAAGUAGCCCCGCGGCAUCGGUGACUCAGCAGUUCUUCUCCAACGACAGCGGCCAGCGGCGGAGCGGAAGCGGCAGUGGCAACGCGCGCUCCAACGCGGCACCACGCAACGUCCAGAACAGCAAAGCGAAGCACAAGGCGGGGAAGAAGUUUAGAGCGUUGGAUGAGGAUGCAGAGGCUGAGUUGUUCAGUAUGCAGAAUCCACACGGCCGGAAGGGACAGACGUCCAUUACGCAUCUCAUGAACUUUUCGCUGCCGCCACGACCGAACCAGCAGCAGCAGUACCACCGACACAGCUACAAUGGACCGAGGAGGGGUGGGAGAUCCAAUCCGACGUGGGGUCUGGGGAGUGGCUAUCAUUCGGUCGAUAAGGCGAGGUACAUCCACGCCAACUACCGCUUCAUAGUGGACCCACGCGGCGACUAUCAAGUGCAGGCUGAAGAUGCAGACGUUCACCUGGAUUGGCAAAACGUGCUCCAGAUCAUCGCCUCCGAGAAGAGCCAGGCGGCUUCCUGCCCCAUCUGUCUCGGCGAUCCCACCGCACCUCGAAUGGCGAAGUGUGGCCACAUCUUCUGUAUGCCAUGUCUGAUCCGCUACAUGCACUCGGACGACGGGAACGGCCCUCCACCAGAAAAGAAGGCUCGAUGGAAGAAAUGUCCGAUCUGCUGGGACAGCAUUUACGUGUCCGAGACAAGGCCAGUCAGAUGGUAUGUUGGGCAGGAAAGCGACCCACCACGAGAGGGCGGCGAUGUCGUUCUGCGUUUGUUGAGGAGAAGACCCGGACAAACGUUGGCCAUGCCACGCGAAAGCGCGGAGACUGUGCCGAAGGGCGACUUCAUCCCGUGGUACUUCGCUGCUGAAGUCAUGGACUAUGCCCGUGUAAUGAGGGGCAGCGAGGAUUACAUGGUGCAGCAGUACGACGAGGCAAUCGAGGCAAUCGAGAUGUUGCAAAAGGAGGAUGAGUUAAUGUUUGGUGAGGACGCCGAAUGGACUGGCCGAGCCAUACGCAUGCUCAACGAAGCGAAAGCGAAGGUGAAGGGCAUUGGUAAUCCUCCAGAGCAGCCGAAGAAGCCUGAGCAGGAGAUGACAGUACCUGAGCGGCCGCCCAUUGAGUUCCGCGAGGACGAUGAAGAUGUUCCGGACUGGUACCUGCAGAAGCAUACGGAAACAAGCCCAGCCAUCCCCAGAAUGGAGGCAACAGAACAGCCAAAUGCACAAACGCCUGCAAAUGUGAGCGCAGUACCGCGAACGUUGCAGGAGAUGCGGCAACGGCAGUUCGAGAAGCCGCAGCCUGCAGAAUACCUCUUCUACCAAGCACUAUUGCAUUAUUACCUAUCGCCUUUGGACAUCCGGAUACUCAAGGCGGCGUUUGGGUCUUACACCACAUUCCCUUCAAGCAUUCUUCCACGCGUAGAGCGUGUGUCUUCAGGCCACAUCGUCGACGAUGACCUUCGAAAGCGGGUCAAGUACUUGGCGCAUCUGCCGUAUGGCUGCGAGGUUGGCUUCUUGGAGUGCGACUGGACCGAUCUCGUACCACCACAUAUCCUAGCUGAAUUCAAGCCGAUGCUCGAGAGGAGGCGCAAGCGGCACGACGAGAAGGAGGCGAGGGAGGAGAAAGACCGUAUCAGGAUCGAGAGGGCUGAGGAGCGCGAACUGGCCGCCAUUCGAAGAAAGCGACCUUCAGUUCCCAGUGACUUCAUGUCGGGAGAAGGCCUCCCCGCGCUCGGCUCCAUGGCUGGAUCUGAACCCACCUCCGACGCCAUCGCCACAUCGCCUCCUUGGGCUAACCGGACAACAUCUGGUUUCACUUCACUCGCCUCGCCAUCCACCUCUCCCACAGCACAUCGCACAGUCUGGGGUACUGCAGCAGUGACGCCUGCAAGUCCUGACCUCAACGCUACUCUUCCGCGUGACGACGAGCUGCGACCAGAUCAGGAUGACGGCUGGUUGCAAGACUGGGAGAGAGACCUGCUCGACCAACGCGAUCAGCUGGCUGACGACGUGGGAGGUGUCAGUCUGGAGACUGAAACACAAGCUAGGGCACCUGUCGGUGGCGGCAAGAAGGGCAAGAAAGGGAAGAAGAUCACGCUCAUGAGUACAGCUACUUCGAGACGCGGGGCUUGA
This is a messenger RNA of Saxophila tyrrhenica, 2193 nucleotides long. RefSeq lists its product as uncharacterized. The coding region runs from base 1 to 2193 and encodes 730 amino acids. The transcript is spliced from 2 exons. The record is from RefSeq and is a predicted model, not a curated record. Gene Ontology annotation, biological process: positive regulation of transcription by RNA polymerase II. Gene Ontology annotation, molecular function: transcription cis-regulatory region binding; metal ion binding. Lineage: Eukaryota; Fungi; Ascomycota; Dothideomycetes; Mycosphaerellales; Extremaceae.